Molecule: messenger RNA, 3013 nt
Organism: Phycodurus eques (leafy seadragon)
Lineage: Eukaryota; Metazoa; Chordata; Actinopteri; Syngnathiformes; Syngnathidae
Product: Galectin-related protein A-like
Exons: 4
Coding region: 121-699 (192 amino acids)
Molecular function (GO): carbohydrate binding
Source: RefSeq, a predicted model, not a curated record
CAUCAAACUAUAACGACGUUUGAACACACGUGCACACGCAUAGUUUUCCAGACGCGACUAUUAUCCAAACACGUUGAACAUGUUUUUAAACCCCCCCGGUCUCCAGUCACCUUCUACCAAAUGGUGGAGGCUGUCUCUAUGGCAACAGGCGGGUUUAGCCGUCCUCCUCCCUUGGCAUCCACUUUGCAGACCUCCACAGUACUGCGUCACGCCCCGACUGGAAUGGAGGACAAGGACAAGAAAGGAAAUGAGGAGUACAUCGGAGAGAUAAAGGGCGGUCUGCGGCCUUCGAUGAAGCUGGUCGUGAUGGGGAUCGUUGACAAGAAACCCAAAAGCAUCGAGGUGCUGGUGUCCAGCGCGCCUCAGCAGAAGGACGCCGACGAGGAGCAGCAGCAGCAGGACGAGGAGGCGGAGUCAGAAGGGGACGUGGGUCUCCAGCUAAAGGUCAGCUUCACGGAUAAAGCCGUCCAACGCAACGCCCGGCUGGCAGGAAAGUGGGGUCCCGCCGAAAACACGCUCUCCUUCUUCCCCUUUGCGCCCGGGGAGCCUUUUAAGAUGGAGAUCGUAUGCGAGCAUCAGCAGUUCCGCAUCCUGGUGGACGGCCAGCCUCUGUGCGGCUUCACCCACCGCCUCCCGCAGCUCGCCAGCUUGACGGCGUUACGAGUUUUCGGGGACGUGCAACUCACCAAGGUGGCUUAACGCCACCGUGAUAACGACAGAUGUUCGGAGACAGUGAAAAUAGAUGAUAAAAGAUGUGCUUUGUCAAAACAGUGUCACACUUUGGAGAAGACAAAGUGCCUUCACUAACAUGCUAACUGAAUGUAGCAGUUGUCAGUGUCUUAAAAACAAACAAAAAAAACAAGAUUGUGAAUUGAAGCCAAUGUUGGUCCAAAUUGCAAUAUUUUUCCUCUGAGGAUUUUUGCGCUCAUGCAAAAAAAGCGAAAGCCUGUCCAGUGGCGUUUUUAUUUCUUAGUUGCUAGUGAAUUGCUUUCAAGUUGUAGGGCUUAAUCACGAUCGAGAAAACACAUGCAAUCCGGGCCGAAACAUAAAAUUCUGAAGAAAAAGUAGUCAUUUUAACGUGAAUGUCGAACUUCCCGCACAAACGUUUCUCAUAAAAAUAUACAAUGGAUUUUUCACAUAAUCUGUAAAUAUGAAACAGAAAAAGAGUUGCCGCCGCUGGACUGGUCUUCUUUGUAAAAGCAAUUGUAAUAAAAGUAGUCCAUUAGUGCACUGGUUCUCAAACCUUUUACACCAAGUACCGUACCGCCACCUAAAAAAAAAAUACAGUAGCAUAAGUGUUAAUCAAAAAUAAUGCCAAGGUAUUUUCCUAAAAAGUGUAACUGUACAGUGGUGCCUGGCGAUAUGAAUUUAAUCCAUUCCUUGACCACACUAGUAACUCAAAACAUUUUGCAGUUUUUUUAUAAUGAAGCAAGACGUUGCUUGGAUGGCAGCAUAUGUUUCCCCAAAACCUGUAUGUACCUUUUAGCAUUAAUGGUGCCUUCACAGAUGUGUAAGUUACCCAUGCCAUUGGCACUAACACAGCUCCAUACCAUCACAGAUGCUGGCUUUUGAACUCUGCGUCCAUAACAACCCGGAUGGUUCUUUUCCUCUUUGGCCUGGAGGACACGACGUCCACAAUUUCCAAGAACAAUUUGAAAUAUGGACUCCACACAACACUUUUCCCACUUUGCAUCAGUCCCUCUUACAUGAGCUCGGGCCCAGAGAAGGCGGCUGCGUUUCUGGGUGUUGUUGAUAAAUGGCUUUUGCGUUGCAUACUAGAGUUUCAAGUUGCACUUACGGAUGUAUCCUUUACACAUUGAUGUCGGUUUUUGACGCAGUGCCGCCUGAGGGAUCGAAGGUCACGGGCAUUCAAUGUUGGUUUUCGGCCUUGCCGCUUACAUGCAGUGAUUUCUCCAGAUUCUCUCAACCUUUGAUGAUAUUAUGGACCGUAGAUGAUGAAAUCCCUAAAUUCCUUGCAAUUGUACGUUGAGGAACAUUGUCCUUAAACUGUUGGACUAUUUUCUCACGCACUUGUUCACAAAGAGGUGAACCUCGCCCCGCCUUUGCUUGUGAAUGACUGAGCAAUUCAGGGAAGCUCCUUUUCUACGCAAUCAUGGCACCCACCUGUUCCCAAUGAGCCUGUUCACCUGUGGGAUGUUCCAACAGAUGUUUGAUGAGCAUUCCUCAAUUUUCCCAGUCUUCUUUUGCCACCUGUCCCAGCUUUUUGGGAACGUGUUGCAGGCAUAAAAUUCCAAGUUAAUGAUUAUUUGCUCAAAACAAUCAAGUUUAUCAGUUUGAACAUUUAAUAUAUUGUCUGUAGUGUAUUCAAUGAAAUAUAGGUUGAACAUGAUUUGCAAAUCAUUGUAUUCUGUUUUUAUUUAUGUUUAACACAAGGUCUCAACUUCAUUGGAAUUGGGGUUGGAGAAUCGGCCUAACAAUGACUCAUACUUCUAAAGUUUUUUAAAGGCGGGUCAUUCGUAUCUCGAGGCACCACUAUAUUUAUUAUUGCAAGCCACUAUAACAUUAGGUAAAGUUUGAUCUUUAGCACUGCGCUAAAAUAUAAGAACAGAAAACGUAGGUGCUUAAUAAUUCAAUUACAAUGUAUUGCAGAUAAAAGAAAUAAAAUGUGUACUCAAUAAAUGUUUAAAAACAAAUAGUUGUUAAAGAUUCAAUGCAAAUGUAUUCUACUGUACUUGAAAGUUAAAUACAACUGAAAAGUAAAACGUACUGUACAUGCAAAGCAAAAAAAUCGACUGUACUGGAUUUUAAAAACUUGUUUAAACAGACUGCAUACGUCGCUACAAGCAUUAAUCUAAUACAGUAUGUUUGAUUGUAUUUCAUGUGUUAAAGGUUGUUCGAAGAGAGCCCGCGUACCACUAUCGGUACAUGUGUCAUACUUUGAGAAUCACUGCAUGAGUGGAUGCUGGUACUGUAAAGCUGCAAUGGCACAGUCAUGUUAAACAUUCUACUAUUGUGUAUUCUUUUUAACCUAAGCCUUAAAAAGGUCACGCCU